This is a messenger RNA of Penicillium macrosclerotiorum, 2055 nucleotides long. RefSeq names its product sodium:solute symporter family protein. The transcript has 5 exons. The record is from RefSeq and is a predicted model, not a curated record. Bases 1 to 2055 code for a protein of 684 amino acids. Gene Ontology annotation, molecular function: spermidine transmembrane transporter activity; urea transmembrane transporter activity; putrescine transmembrane transporter activity. Gene Ontology annotation, biological process: spermidine transport; putrescine transport; urea transmembrane transport. NCBI's taxonomy places the organism in Eukaryota, Fungi, Ascomycota, Eurotiomycetes, Eurotiales, Aspergillaceae. Gene Ontology annotation, cellular component: plasma membrane.
AUGUCAUCCGGGGUGGUCACCUUUGAAGCACCCUUGUCCCAGGCCUUCGGCUAUGGAAUUAUUCUAGGGCUGGGUUUUGCUUUUGCCCUGUUGAUGAUCUUUAUUACCUGGGCACUGAAACGUUAUCAAAAUGAAGUACAGACAUCAGAGAUGUUCUCCACCGCUGGACGGUCUGUUAAAUCGGGUUUAGUCGCAGCUGCGGUGGUGAGCAGCUGGACGUGGGCGGCCACGCUUCUUCAGUCAUCAGCCGUAGCAUACAAGUACGGCAUUUCAGGACCUUUCUUCUAUGCAUCUGGCGCAACCGUCCAGAUUCUCCUCUUUGCGACCCUGGCCAUCGAGCUCAAGCGUCGUGCUCCAAACGCCCACACCUUUCUCGAGGUCAUUCGCGCCCGCUAUGGCACUGUUGUCCACGUCGUCUUCAUCGUCUUCUGUCUCAUGACCAACAUUCUUGUCACGGCUAUGCUGCUUACAGGCGGUUCCGCCGUCAUGACAUCACUGACCGGAGUUCCUACUGCCGCGGCGUGCUUCCUGCUCCCCAUCGGCGUCGUCCUCUAUACGCUCUUCGGUGGUAUCAAAGCUACUUUUAUCACCGAUUACAUGCAUACUGUGGUGAUUCUGGUCGUCAUAUUUCUCUUCGCCUUCUCUGCCUAUGCUACUAAUGCCACCCUCGGCUCCCCUGGCAAAGUGUAUGAUGCUCUCGUCGCAGCCGCCAAGGCGCAUCCUGUGGAUGGUAAUGCGCAAGGAAGCUACUUGACGAUGAGAUCCAAAGAAGGUGGCAUAUUUUGGAUAAUCAACCUGAUCGGCAACUUUGGCACCGUCUUCCUGGAUAACGGCUACUACAACAAAGCUAUCGCUGCCAGUCCAGUUCAUGCCUUUCCUGGUUAUGUAAUUGGAGGUCUCUGCUGGUUUGCCAUUCCUUGGUUGUGUGCCAGCACAAUGGGUAUCUCUGCGCUGGCUCUUGAAGGGUCGCAGCGGAUGAGCAGCGACGAUGUGACCGCUGGCCUGGUUCUUCCAUUUGCGGCCGUCAAGCUUCUUGGUUACAGCGGUGCAGUUGCUACGACACUGAUGAUCUUUAUGGCCGUGACGUCUGCUUUCUCAGCGCAGCUGAUUGCUGUCUCCUCUAUCUGGACCUAUGAUAUCUAUCAGGCUUACAUCAACCCAUCCGCCAAGGGCAAGAGGCUCGUUUGGAUGUCCCACAUGUCUUGCAUUGUCUACUCUAUCAUCAUGGCUGGCUUUGCUACUGGUCUUUACUAUGCCGGAAUCGGCAUGGGUUACCUCUACCUAUUGAUGGGCGUUAUCAUUUCGUCCGCUGUUUUCCCCGGCGCCAUGACUCUACUCUGGAAGGGUCAAAAUUGGAUCGCCGCUGCUGUGUCUCCACCGCUCGGUCUAGCUGUGUCGUUAAUUGCCUGGUUGGUGACUGCGAAGAAAGAGUACGGCGUUUUGACUGUCGACACGACCGGCGCCAAUUAUCCUAUGCUUGCCGGAAACGUCGCUGCUCUUCUCAGCCCCGUUGUCUUCGUUCCCAUCCUCACCUAUAUGUUUGGACCUCAGAACUAUGACUAUGAGUCAAUGCGUGCUAUUCGCAAAGUUGACGACUCUGAAGUUGCUGCCGCAGCACAUGUCGAUCUCGAGCUAAUCCCAGGCGAAGGUGACGAGCCUUCCCAAAUGGAUUUCGAUGAAGAGACACGCAAGCUCAACCGUGCUGCGUUUUACUCGCGCACCCUUACCAUCUUCAUGACAUUUGCAUUCUUGAUCUUGUGGCCUAUUCCGAUGUACGGCACAUCCUAUGUAUUCAGCAAGAAGUUUUUCACCGGCUGGGUUGUUGUCGGUCUGUUGUGGUUGUUCUGCACCCUAUUCGGUGUUGUUGUGUUCCCUCUCUAUGAGGGCCGGGAAAGCAUUGUGCGCGUGGUGCGGAUGAUGGCAUGUGAUUUGAUGGGCCAGAGGCCAACCGUUUACCGCGGAAGGAAGACAGACGGAGCACAGGCUUCUGGUAUUGCGACUCCGACAGAGCAUAUUGGAGAAAAGGGUAAAGAAGCACUGGAUGCCUCUACCUGA